CGGCGACAGAAGCUUCCCCCGUUUCCCACGCCCUCGGAAAACCCGCGAAGAUGAGAUAGGAGGACCACGCGUGCGGCCGCGCUGUCGAUCCCAGUCCCAGCCGCUAGCGGGGAACCGCGGCCACGCCUGCGGAGACCGAUCCAAAAACGUGCGCCAAGGGCCGGCGUGAGAAACCACGGUGGUUCCUCCGUGAUCCAAACGUGCCGAAAGGUUGCCCCCCUAUCCGGGGGCUCCUCUAUCCAUCUUUAUAACCCUACCCCACGCGCGGCUCCCACGCAGCAUCCAAAUCCAGAAGCACCCCUCCUCCGGCAGCUCAUUUGCUCCGUCGUGUGCGUCAAUCAAAGACGCCAUUUCCUUCGUGCUCCUUCCUGUUCAUUCCUUUCCUUGAAACCCUUUUCCCCGUAAAGCUCUCCGCUGCGCGUACUUCGAAUGGCCGUCGGAGGAGGCGUGUGCGUGGCGUCGCCCUCGUCCUCGCCGUCGUCGUCGGUUGAGGCGCCGUGGGGGACGAGGAGGACGAGGACGACGACGACGACGAGCGGGGCGCGACGCGGCGCCGCGGCGGCGGCGACCAGCGUCAGGUGCAGCAUCGUGGGCGAGGCCGGCGGGCCGGGCGCCUCCGGCAGACUGGCGGAGGACCCUUACCGGACGCUGCGGCUGCGCCCGGGCGCCACCCGCGGCGAGGUCAAGAAGGCCUUCCGCCGCCUCGCGCUCAUGUACCAUCCGGACGUUCGCAAGGAGAAGGGAAGGGAAAGCGACGGCGUCAGCGACGUCCAAUUCCAGAGGAUUAACGUGGCGUAUCAGAUGGUGAUGAGCAGCAUGAGGGAGGCCGACGAGCGGCUGGAGUACUGGCGGCUCAAGUACGGCCUCACCGACGAGGAUCUCGACAGGUACAGGCACCACCUCAACCAAGAACACGGUGACGACGACUGGUUCGACAUGUGAAGCAGCCAAUCGGUAGACAAGGAUUUUAUGUACAUAAUAACCCUGUUUAUCCGCAUUGACCCGAUUAAAUUCUUGUUGCCAUUGCGGAGGCACCAACGGUAAUUUGGUCGGCGUUGUGUAUAUUGAAUACCUCUCCCCAUGUUUUAUAGCGGGUGAAGGGAUACAGUUAGACUAAAAGUGUAGUGUCAUUUGUGUUUCAGAAACAUGGGAGAAACCCCACUUCUUGUUUAUAUACUGUACAAAGAUUUAGUUGAUCUUAAUCAUGUCUGCAAGUGCUAUGUUCAUGCUUGGCGAUUUUUAUGAACC
Sorghum bicolor (sorghum) is the source of this 1248-nucleotide messenger RNA. Its product is annotated as chaperone protein dnaJ 8, chloroplastic. Lineage: Eukaryota; Viridiplantae; Streptophyta; Magnoliopsida; Poales; Poaceae. The coding region runs from base 430 to 942 and encodes 170 amino acids. The transcript is spliced from 3 exons. The record is from RefSeq and is a predicted model, not a curated record.